GCGUUCCCGACGGUCGACCAUCGAAAUGGAGGAGCUGGCACGAGUCCUAGUUUUAGUGUUGAGUCUCAUCCCAUUGGGAUCCCAGGGAGCUGUCCACGAUGAGCUGGCACAGUGCGGUUUACAUGGUGUCUACAGGCAGCGACAGAGUCUCAUAGAGUCACCAAAUUACCCGGACAAUUAUCCGGUAAACACAUGCUGGGAUUAUGUGGUGCGGUCUCCCUAUCGAUGCCCCACCAAGUUCCACAUACAGUUCCUGGACUUUAAGCUGGAACUAUCGGAAAACUGCACCAGGGACUAUUUGGCCAUUGGGCUGAACAACGACGGCGAUGACAUGGAUGUUCUGUGCGGUCAGGUGUUGGGGAUCAAGAAGUACCAUACUCCCGAUGGAAUCCUGCGUCUGCGUUUCCUCAGCGAUGAUUCACCUUGGACGACCAAUGGAGGUUUCCGACUUCUUAUCACGCGUCUGGCCUGUGAGAGGGAAGAUUUUGUGGCCAGGGGCCUGGACGAGGACGAGGAGGAUGUGGAUGGGGACACGGUGCAGGUGAGCGCCAAGUCACCUCCCAAGAAGCUGCACCACCACCACCACCACCACCUGCAACAGCAAUCUCCACAGCAGCCUCAGGAUCCGGCUUUCAAUUUUACGCAGGCAAAUCGUUUGGGGUUCAACUUGGGCUUGCAACCCAGCAUUGGUUAUCCUGCUGGAUUCUAUCCACCACCUGUAGGAUUACCACCCCAGCAAUCGCCACCAUGUGCUCCCCAGCAGCAGCAGCAACUUUUGCAACAGCAACAGGAACAGCAGCGAUUCCUGCAGCACCAGCAGCAUCAGCAGUUUUUGCAACAGCAGCAACUCCUGCAGCAACAGCAACUUCAAUUUCCACAGCAGCAACUCCAACUUCCACAGCACCAGCAACAACUUCAACAACAAAUCCUGCAGCAACAGCAACUCCAGCAGCAGAUCCUGCAGCAGCAACAGCAACUGCAACUCCCGCAGCAACUUCAGCUUCCCCAGCAGCAACAGCAAGAGUUGCCCUUGAUCUCGGAUCAAUAUCAGACCACGUCCUUCCAGCCGCAUGCUGUAACCCUAAAGGAUUAUGAAUCUCAGAACUUACAGCAGUUUGGAGGUCAGUUGGAUCUCUGCUGUGCCAGCAGCUUCAAUCAGAAUCACUUCUAUCUCUCCAGCCCCGGAUUCCCGAGAACUGUCUUAAACUAUCUGCUGCCCAAUCAGCAAAGGGAUUGUGUUUUCUACAUAGAGAAGAGCUCACCCAAUGUCUGCCGGCUGAGGAUCCAGUUUAAGUUCUUUGAUUUUGGGCAGAAUUCAGGAGGUUCGGUUGGAGGAAGCUUUGGCAGUGGAUUCGGCAACGGAGUGUCUGGAGGAUUGGGAGGAGGCUUUAGUAGCGGUUUUGGAGGACAACAAGCGUGUAAUGGUGACUUCCUGGAACUGGAUGGUCAACGAUAUUGCGGCUGUCGGUCGGGUUAUAUCCACAAAUCGCAUUGGGAUCAGGGUCGCAAGGCGCUGCGCAUGCGUAUAGGACAGUCAAGUAGUACCACCUCCAAUGGGUUCCUGCUGGAAAUAUUCCAGGAUCAGGACUCCGAUGGCUGCCGGCAAGAUGCUGCCUCCGGCUUUGGAUUGGGUCUGCAGCAACAGCAACAGCAACAGCAACCUCAAAGGGGUUUGGGCUUGUGGCCGCAAGUUGGAUUGCAGCCUCAACUGGGAUUGCAUCCACAAACACCCCAACUGUGGCCCAUCCCGACUGGUUAUCCUGGCUAUGUCAGUGGUUAUCCCUUACCCUUUGCGGCUACUCCCUACCGAACGACUAGGAGGAUUUCCUAUGCCCGCGGAAUCGAUGACCAGCAACCUUCGAGGGUGGUGGAAACCAACUCGACCCGCAAGGAGUUUUACUACUUUGAUGGCAAUGAAGCCUUUGCCCGUUCGGCUUUGGAUGAUGAGGAUGAGGACAAGGCUUCUUUAGGUGUGACAACCCAACCAGCACAGUCUCACUCCCAAUCUACAUCUAAGCCUGAAUCUCCUGUAGUGACAAAGGCCUUCGAGACGAGCAGUUGCUCCUUUGAUUAUAUGGAGGUCCUUAAACUCUCCGUCGACACACUCUGGUUGACCAAACCCCUUUGCUUUUCACCUGUGAGAAGUUGGUUCCCCAACAUUUUUGGCUAACUAAGAAAUAAAAGAAAGAUUAUUUAAUGUAGAUGAAAACUUUGUGAAAGAUUUCUGAGCCAAUAAAUAAAUUAGGGAAAUUCAAAA
Drosophila eugracilis is the source of this 2257-nucleotide messenger RNA. RefSeq lists its product as uncharacterized. The record is from RefSeq and is a predicted model, not a curated record. NCBI's taxonomy places the organism in Eukaryota, Metazoa, Arthropoda, Insecta, Diptera, Drosophilidae. The transcript has a single exon. Bases 26 to 2170 code for a protein of 714 amino acids. Gene Ontology annotation, molecular function: serine-type endopeptidase activity.